GUCUAUAAAUCCCGGCGCGUCGUCUCCCACCGCCGGCUCGACAAGCAAGCUUCUUCUACCCCUCUUCGAGCUCCAGCACAGUCACCAGCCACAGACCACAGCAGAGCUCCAGAUGGAGGAGGGGAAUCACACAUCCUCUGCCUCCGGCAUCUACGACUCCGCCGCAGCUCCAGCCGCCGCGCCGCUCCCGUUCGACGCGGCCGAUGGCGCCGACGACAUGCUCCUGCUGCUCGACGCCUUCCUCCUCGGCACGGACGCCGCCGGGGACAGCUCCGAUUGGCUCUCCGCCUCGCCUUCGUCGUCCUCUGACGCAGCAGUGGUGCCACUGUCGCCGAGCACGCCGGAGCAGCGGCGGCGGCAGGACGCGGGCGUUUCGCCGCCGGGCGAGAAGCGGCCGGCGACUCCAGCCUUCAUCGGCGCACCCUGGGGCAAGUUCGCCGCCGAGAUCCGUGACUCCACGCGCAGGGGCGCCCGCGUGUGGCUCGGCACCUUCGACACCCCCGAGGCCGCCGCGCUCGCCUACGACCAGGCCGCCUUCUCCGCGCGCGGCGCCGCCGCCGUCCUCAACUUCCCCGUCGAGGGCGUGCGGGAGUCGCUGGCGGCGCUCGCGCUCGCCGGCACGGGCGCAGGCGGCGGCGGCUGCGGCUCCCCCGUCCUCGCGCUGAAGCGGCGGCACUCGAAGCGCACGCGCAGGCGGAAGCAGCAGCUCUCCCCCGCGACGGACAGCGGCGGCAGGAACCAUGUCAACCCGCGGCGGCAGCCGGAGAGCCACUGCGCCGACGCGCCCGCCGUGCCGGUGCCGGAGCCGGAGCAGCGGGUGGCGGCGCGCUGCCAGUGCCACUGCCGCGGCGGCGGAGUCGUGGAGCUGGAGGACCUCGGCACCGAUUACUUGGACGAGCUCCUCCGAGUGUCGUCGGAGUCGGAGUGUUCGUUGAUACGCUGAGAGCAUUGGCGCCGGUCACCGUCGCCGUCACCCUCACAACGCUCCAGCACUAUCCAGCCACUGCCAUUGCACGGCGACCCGAC
This is a messenger RNA of Panicum virgatum (switchgrass), 1026 nucleotides long. RefSeq names its product ethylene-responsive transcription factor 15-like. Bases 113 to 943 code for a protein of 276 amino acids. Gene Ontology annotation, biological process: regulation of DNA-templated transcription; ethylene-activated signaling pathway. The record is from RefSeq and is a predicted model, not a curated record. Gene Ontology annotation, molecular function: DNA-binding transcription factor activity; DNA binding. The transcript has a single exon. Lineage: Eukaryota; Viridiplantae; Streptophyta; Magnoliopsida; Poales; Poaceae.